GCGCGUGCCCCCAGUCCCGCCCGUCGAGUACCGACGCAUCGAUCAACGACCCCGGCGGCAGGGCUAACGGCAGGGGGCGCCCCCCCCUCGGGCGGAGCGCCCCGAUGAAGCUGCGCGUGCGGCUGGGGCCGCGGACGGGGUCGCUGGAGCUGCAGGGCGCCGAGCCCACGCUGGGGGAGCUGCGCGCGCACCUCCGCCGCACCCUGCUGCCCCGCUGGGGCUACAGUUCCGAUACCCGUUUUUCAAUAACACUGAACAAGAAAGAUGCCCUCACCGAAGAUAACGAGACCUUGGCUUCGUAUGGAAUUGUCUGUGGGGACCUGAUAUGCUUAGUCCUUGAAGAUGCCAACCUCCCUUCACCCACGGAUUCAGCCCUUUCUGUACUUCAGGAUAACAGCGAGCCUCCCUCGUCGACCACCGGCGGGCUCGACAAUCUGCCUCCAGCACAUUCGGCCCAAGAUGAUGUCCAGAGCGAUGACUUUACGGCAGGAACUAGUUUAGAGUUUGAUCCUGGAUUAAUUCAACAUGACGUGGACCUGGAAGAGACUGCAGGAAGUUAUUUCUUUGAACCGAUGCUGUGCAGUGAAGCUGUGGAUGGGCAGGUGCCGCAUUCACUGGAGACGUUAUAUCAUUCAGCCGAGUGCACCAGUCCCAACGAUGCCUUGAUUGUACUGGUUCAUCUCCUUAUGCUGGAGUCCGGCUACCUCCCCCUGGGGACUGAAGCAAAGGCAGUGUCCAUGCCGGAGAAAUGGCGAUCGGGUGGCGUGUAUAAAUUGCAGUACACACAUCCCCUCUGUGAAGAUGGCAGUGCCGCCCUAACUUGUGUGCCUUUGGGGAACCUGAUCGUUAUAAACGCCACAUUGAAAAUCAACAAUGAGAUAAGAAGUGUUAAAAGACUGCAGCUGCUGCCAGAAUCUUUCAUUUGCAACCAGGAGCAAGAGGAAAAUGCAGCCAGGGUAUACAAGGAUCUUCAGAAGCUGUCCCGGCUCUUUAAAGACCAACUAGUUUAUCCUCUUUUGGCUUUUGCCCGACAAGCCCUGAACCUCCCCGAUGUUUUUGGCUUGGUGGUACUCCCUCUGGAACUGAAGCUCCGGAUUUUCCGCCUGCUGGAUGUCCGUUCUGUCCUUUCUCUGUCUGCUGUCUGCCGAGACCUCUUAACUGCUUCCAACGACCAGCUCUUGUGGAGGUUUAUGUAUCUUCGGGACUUUAGAGAUUCUACUUCCAGGUCUCGAGACACAGAUUGGAAAGAACUCUACCGGAGGAAGCAGAAGCAGAGGAAAGAUGCCCUGAGGUGGAGACACACCAUGUUCCUCCCAACACAACCCCACCCCAUCCCCUUCCAUCCCAGCCCCUUCUACCCGAGUCCGUUCCCACCCAACCCCUUCUCUCCCAAUCCUUUGUAUCCCCCAGGGGUCAUUGGUGGAGAAUACGAUGAGAGACCUUCGCUCCCUUAUGUUGGGGACCCAAUUAAUUCCCUCAUCCCUAAUCCCGGGGAGACCCGUGGCCAUUUCCCUCCGUUCCGACCCCGUUUCGAUCCGAUUGGCCCGCUUCCGGGACCCAGUCCGGGGCUGCCAGGACGAAGUGGCCCCAAUGACAGGUUCCCCUCCAGACCCGGCCGAGGGAGACCGACAGACAUCCGCUUCUCGUUCAUGUGACCUAUUUCCCCGCCCCCGAUCAGUUUUCCACCUUACUCAUUGUGCGCGCUUUGGUUUUGUUUUCUUUCUAAAGCAGGAAAGCAAUAUCCUUGGGGCAUCGACUCCAGUGUUUUAUUUUGAUUGCGGUGAUGAAGUGUGCACACACAAGGAUCCCCUUGAGCACAAAGUGCAACGAAAACCCUGGGUGGGAGGGUCUCAAGGAGUUGUCUAAAACCAAAAGUGGCUUCGGAAGAGCUUCACUGGGCAUAACAGGCCACUGACUUUCUCCCUCAUCAUCGUCUUCGAAUAGGAUGAGGAAGGGUGCUUAUUUUAUGCAGCACAUCAUCAGGUCAAAAACCUAUAUGGGCAGACAACAAGCUAGCUGUGACUUAUUACUGGAAAGCGCGUAAUAAAUCCUCAGGAUAACCUCA
Tachyglossus aculeatus (Australian echidna) is the source of this 2065-nucleotide messenger RNA. It is a transcript of the gene FBXO7, whose product is annotated as F-box protein 7. Bases 105 to 1655 code for a protein of 516 amino acids. NCBI's taxonomy places the organism in Eukaryota, Metazoa, Chordata, Mammalia, Monotremata, Tachyglossidae. The record is from RefSeq and is a predicted model, not a curated record. The transcript has 9 exons. Gene Ontology annotation, biological process: positive regulation of autophagy of mitochondrion; autophagy of mitochondrion. Gene Ontology annotation, molecular function: protein kinase binding.